UCAAAUGGGAAGCUGCGCGAAAGAUUUGAGCAUAUAAACAGAUCGAUAAGAAAGUACUACGUAGUGGUUUGGGACAAGAUUCGCCUAACUUAUAUGCACACGUAGUAAAUUAAAACAUUGUUCCAUACUUAAAAAGUAAUAUCUAUAUUUUAUAAGGAUUUGUCACCUUUGAACCAGAAACAUCAAAUUAUACGAUGAAAAAAACAAAAUAUCAAUGUUUCGCUAAAUCAUAGGAUUCCGUAAUUUAUAAUCUAUCAUUAGAUUGACAAAAUUAAAUGACUGUAUUAUUGCAAUAGAAUAUAAUAUCGCAUAAAGAAAAAAAAAUCAUAUUUUAUUAUUAUGGGUACCAAAUUUGCUUCUUACACUCUAAAAUUAGCAUCACUUCAUGAGUAUUAUCAACGGCUUUUACAUGGAAGUCAACCUAUACCAUCUGGAGUCGAUAUGACAAAUACUUUGAAAUAUUUCAUACAAACUUUGUUAUCACUUUUGAAGGAUGUAGAGAAGUCUCCAUAUGAAAUGUUAAGGUAUCAAAAGUUGGAUAUGGAGAGAAUUGGAUUGUACCCUAAUUUAGAUUAUAAACAACUUUACAACGCUAUAUCGCAACUAAUAGAUGUUAUUCCUUCAAUACAUAUAGGUGUGCAAGGAUUUGGUCAAAGUUUGCUACAAUGUCUAGCAUGUUUAUUACCAUUUUUAGACCACGAUUUGAUUGAUAGUCUGCCAUACUUAACGGCAAGCACAGUUGCUGUGUUGCCAGAAGAGCUACACCAAGAGGUUAUAAAUUAUUUGUGUUUUUAUAUAUUACCAUUUACUAUCGGGCGAGAGACCGAAGAUGGAAUAGAAAAUUACGCUAGCCAAUCAAUUUCUGCGGUUGUGAUGAUGAUUUUUGAAUAUUCAACUAAUUCUGCACAUCAUUGCCAGUUAAUGGAAUGUCUUAUGACAUUAAAAUCAAGAGUUAUCACGGAUAUUUUAUGUGUAAUAGCUUAUGGUACAACGUCAGCAAAAGCAGCUGCUACAAAAUUGUUAUUCCAUUAUUGGCCUAACUUUAAUCCUAAUAUUUUUGAUCGCAAAUCAGUUCAUACAAAAUUAUCAAAUGACUUUUCAGCAUUCGUAUGUCAACGCGAUGAUUGUCCAAAUGCUGGUAAUGCUGAAGCUACAAAAGUUUGUUAUAGUCACUCCAUAUCAAUCACAUAUGCUACAGAUUCACCACCUCCAUUAUAUUUAUGUAUUGAAUGUGCUAAUGAAAUACACAGAGAAAAUCCAAAUCAAAUGUUUUAUGACAUACUUCAUCCAAUGCAACAAGUAUCUCUAAACUGCGAAAACAAGAAUUGCCGUGCGAAUGACAAAUUAGCCGUCAGUGUAUGUUUUUCAACUGAGUGUGUUAGUUACAAUAGUAAUCAUCCAAUACGGUAUUGUCAGCAAUGCCAUAAUAUACGUCAUAAUAAUCGCCGAGGCGGUGAUCACAUAUUUCAUACAUCUUUAAGUCAUGUUUCACAAAUGGAUCCACAGACACAAACAUACAUGGUACAAGCUAUUGUAAGUUUACUUAAAGAAGCAGAGCCCGUUGCUUUAGAUGUUGAUAGCGACCACCAAGCAAUAAAUACUUCAAAAGGAACAAUGGCAUUUGUAACAAGUAAUCGCAUAAGAAACAAGGAUUCAGUAAGUUCGGAAGAACGUCAACUCUUAGGUCGAUAUGGGAUUUGGCUUCUUUUAGGGCUUUGUACACCAGAUGAUGAAAUACCGGUUGAAAUACUUGGAAGGCUGCUUUCAAUGUUAUUUCAUUGGUUUUUUAUUACUGCCUAUUCAUUCGAUGGUACUAAAAAAAGUCUUAUACAUCUUAUUUUUUCUGUUGGACAAGCAGAAAGUACAUUGGAAAAACUCAAAACUGAAUAUAUUUCUGUAUGGUUAUCUAAAGUAAUGAAAAAAUAUUAUGAUGUAUUUGUAUCCUGCCUUCUACCACAUCCAAUAGACUAUGUUCGAGUAGGUGGACAUUGGGAUACCCUUGCUUCUCGAACAUCACAUCUAAAAGACGGUCUUAGUCGCUUAUUCUGUUUAGUACCUUAUGAAAUAAUUACUCCCGAAAUUUGGAAUCACGUCAUGCCUCAUUGGAUGGAAGCUAUUGUACAUGACGUUCCAAUUCAUGAGCUGCAGGAACUAAAAAUGACACUUUGCAAAAUUUUGGAUCCUGAUCUUAGUCCACUGGGAUUUGACGCCAGUAGAAUGUAUAAUUUUGUUGCGAAACGUUUCAAUAAUACAAACGCAAAAGUCCAAGAGCAAGCACUUAAUUGGCUGCAGACUUUGACGUUACUUGGAAUAACGAUUCCAUUACCUCAACUCUUUUCAAUGUUCAGUGAAGGCAUUUUAGAUAGUAAAAAAGUUGAUUCAACUAAUCUUAGCGUAGCAGAAAAUAGACUGAAUGGAAUAAGUAAUUCGGAAAAUACGAUAAUAUGUCGUAUUGAUGAUUACGUAUCUGACAAAUCAACACUCUUGUCUGAUGAUGAUAUUCCAGUACCAAGGCAUAAUGAAUUCACGUCAGAUGAAGAGCUUCAUCUAACAUGCUGCAUCCUUAUGCUGGAUAUUUUAUUAAAACAGAUGGAAUUGCAAAGUAUUGACAAACAUACUGGUGUUAAUAGUUGGAUCUGUAGAGAUGCAUGUCAUUUACUUAAGUCUACCAACAUCGCUUCAUGGAUUACACAACAUAUUUGCAAUAACAUUAAUGAUUGUUCAUUUUGUGAAUCAGCAGUGAUUUGGUAUCAGUUAUGUUUACAAUUACUUUCUUACACAGCACCUGAAAAACUUGCACUACCUCCAGAUACGACUUCAGAUGAAAUGAUUGAAGACUCUGAACGAAAAAGUCCUUUAGAGGCAUCUAAAAAGAAUGAAUCUAAACCUGACGUUGUUAUAAAUAUGCCUAUACCAGAAUUACAUUCAGUUGGAGGAGUUUUAGUUCAUAUGCCACAUUUUUUUGAGCAAAUAAUGACUGCCACCGUGGAGACAGUAUCAGAACAAUUGGAUCUUGCAACGGUUAUGCCUACUGAAAAAAUUAUAUCAGCUAUGGCUCGAGCAGUUACAAUUUCUGACACAGAUGUUGCAACUGCAACAGUCAAUGUGGAUAAACCUAAUCUCAUUGGAGAAAAUAAUCAUCUACUUGUUGAUGAUAAAGAUGAUAUGGAGAACUUCUGGCAUACAUCAAUGGGAAAAUUUAGAUUUUGCUUAACAGAGUUACCUGAACAACUACAAUUCGUUCACAAGCUUUUUGUGGAGCUCGUUGUUGUAAAAAGUCCAGAUAUCGUUUGUUAUAUGCUUGAAUGUCUUAAUAGAAUGUGUUUAUAUGGUGAUAUUUUGAGCGUUGCUGCAAAAGAUCAUCAAGGAUUUUUUAUAUGGUGUCAAGAAAAUCUCAUAAUCAGAAACUUAUGGGAAUUGCUUAAUGCAGAGCAUUCUCAUAUUGCACAAAUGGCCGUUCCACUACUAUUACAUUGCAUUACCCUCACAUGUGGGAUUGACACAUUUUGGCGCAUUGUGCAGGAUGAAUUUCAAAGCCCGGUUUGGCAGCAGCGAUUCAUAGCAGUUGAACGUGCUACACUUAUCGCAAGAUUUAUGGAUUCAACGCCGUUAAAAAAUUCAACUUCUCUACAGACAUCAUUAGCAAACAUAUUUUGUUACUUAAUUAACAGCAUGGAUGAUAAUAAUGUUUAUGUAGCGCAAAAAGCAACAUUGUAUCUUGGUACAAUACACGAUAUUGCUGUCAAAGCGUUGCUUACUUGUAUGGAGACACAAUUUGACCUGGUUAUAAUCGAUAGACCAAUUAUUCUUCAAACUCUUUACCAGUUGCACAACUGUUUAUGCGAUCGCCGAAUUUUAACAUGGGAAUUCUUUUUAAAUCGCUUUGAUACAUUAUUUAUAGAAGCUCAAAUUAAUCUUGAACGAAUAGGUGAAAUAAACUAUUUUCGAGAUCUAAGAAAUACAGAUGUUAAUAAUGAAUUAUUUAUAAAAAAACUAGAAACAGCCCACGAAGCAAUUUCUCAAUUUGACGGAACUGAAAAAAUACUGAAAACUUUAAGUGCAAGUUUUGGAGAAAAAUGGCCUUAUAAACGGACAAUGUCUGCGCCUUCAUUCGUUUUACCAAAACACGAAACAAGACAAGAUAAAGAAAAAAUAUACAAUCGUCAAUAUUCAGCUCCUAUAUUAAAAAGGAAAAGUUCUAGAUUUGGGUUAGGUCAACUAAUUGGAUAUACGCUACCAAACAACAGUAUAACAGAUGUUCACGUCCCAUCAUUUAGUGUAUUAGAAGACAGUAAUUACCCGAGCUUUACUCACAAAGUAAUUGAUUUAGAAGAGUCUGAUAAAGAAACUAUACAUCUUCUUGUGUUUUUAUUAAUGCAGUUUCUUUCACGAUCUGAUCAAGCAUACCCUUCAGAUGAAAAGUUAAUACUUAAAACCCAAGGUAUUGUCCUACGUCAUUUAUAUUUAUUACUUGGAUAUAACUAUGUGGACAAACAUUUUUAUAUGGCCCCACAUAAACUAAGAUAUUCAGCUGCAUUUAGUGUAUUUAUUACAAAUUUACCUCAAUUAUUGGAUCAAAAUCAUACUAUGGGAAUGUUCAUGAUACAACCGAUUUUAACUAUCUUACAAAACUGUGCAUGCCCGCCACAAAAAUCUUUUGUUGUUGAUAGUUGUUCACCUACUUAUAGUUUGUGGUGUCUUGAAAGUCAGUGCAGAAGAUCGUGGUUAAUGGCAUUACUUGUCAUUUUAUAUAAGUAUGAAUAUAAACAACAGCAAUGGUUUAAUUCACUCCAAAUACUCAUUAAAAUUGUAUUGAAUACGCUUGAAAGACAAUAUCAUAAGUGCAAACAUAUUCCACCCACAGUUGUUAUGUCAAGUGUUCCAUUAAGAUCAAGAGACGUGUCUCAACCAUCGCUUGGCUUAGAACAUGAAAUUAUAUCGUCAACAUUAGAUGAAAUAGAAAGAAAUAGUCCAACAUCGCGUAUAUUUAAUGCAAAUUCAAGAAUUUCAGACAUGAAGCAAACUGCAGAGGACAUUAUUGAAAAGCAUUAUUACAAAACUUCCAGUUAUUCCUUAAAUGGCGAAGAAACAGAAUCUGAAUUGGCAGCGAUACCGGAAAGUCCAAGAUCAGAUGCAACUUUGCAAGAAAGUAGCAGUAAUUCUUUAGAAGAAAUCAAGGCAGACCAGAAAAUACAAAGAAAAAAUAUGAAAAUUAAAUUAAAAAAUGAUCAAAUACAGCAAUCCAUACUUCCAAACAAUAUAAAAUUAAACCAUUUGUCAGAUAUAAAUAAUUCGAAGCAGGAAAGCAGUACGUCAAAGAAACCUGUAACCUGUCCAAAUCUUUUCGGAAAAGAUUAUAGUGGUAAGCAAUAUUACGAAGACGACAACGAGAUUAGAAGAUCCUUAGUGAAUAUCAAUGUAAGCAGUAAAUCAUUCAAUAAUAAAAGAAGAUCGAAUAAAGUUACCUAUCCAGCAGCAUGUAUUUCAGAUACUACAGAAAUUUGUGCAAACAUAAAAGAAGAUAUAGAGACACUACCAACUAUAGCUCUAACACCAUUUGUUCUUUCUGAAGUCGCGUCAUCAAACAUGAUUUCUGAAAAGUUUUCUUCAAUAACAUGUUCACCAUCUUUAAGUUCAACCAGCAUUAGCAAUCACUCAAAAACAUCUCAUUUAAAUAAUAUAAACCUUCCUUUUACUGUACCGGCACCAGAACGACUCUUACCUGUUGGAUCAACAAGUCGCUAUAAUGCACAGACACAUUAUGAAGCAUCUAUUUUUGAAAACUGUUUCAAAACAUCAAAACUACAAAUACCAUUUUUUGAAAGAUUAUUACCAAUAGGGUUACAGAAAGACCGUUUACAUGAUGUUCAUGAUUCAAAUAAAUUCAAGCCCACAGAUACAAUACAUGUAGCAACAUCUUCUGCCCAGGAUAACUUAACUAACAACAAUCAUUGUUCUAAUCGUGAAGAAGUUUUAUCAUGUAGUGUUCAGUCAAUAGCGUCUGCUAUUAUUAAUCCUAAAGAGAAUCAAUUGAAAAGCUCAAAAAAAUUAAUAAAACAAAUUGCGUUGGAAUCACCACCAUUUUUUUUUAAGCAUGAAAGUAAUUUUCAUGACAUAUCAGAAUUUUCUGAUAAAGCUAAAAAAAGGAAUAUAAAUCAGAACAUUAAGGACUUUAAUAUGGAAUCUUGUGGAACUGAACGAUAUGAUAUUUCAAGUAGAAAAAUCCAAAUGGGAUACGGGCCGUUUAAAAUACAAGAAAAUGACUAUUUAUCUGAACAAAAUCAUCAUGCUGACAGUAAUUUAAAACAAAGCAUUUUUCGCAUUAGCGAUGAAUGUAAUUAUACAAGAUGUCCAGAUUGCGGAAUAUUAAAAGAAGAAUAUACAGAUGAAGAACUGGGCUUAUGUAUUAUUAUAUUGAGUACAUUUAUACAUCGUGAACCAACUUUAGCAGCUCCGCUUCUACCUGGUAUACUUAAUACAGUUAGCAAUGUUUCACUAAACGUCAUUUAUCCCUGGCAAAAUGAACUAAGCAUUCAUUUACCAGGCGGAGCAACAAGUGUCGCUCAUCAAUUUUUAAGAUGUGUUUUACAUCAGAUGGCGCCAAAUGGUAUUUUUUCGCAAAUAUUCCAAACAAACAUAAGAGGUAUUAUCGACACCGAGAUAUGCUCAUUUGAAUUCGGCACAUUUUGCACAAGAUUUUUCAAAAGCAUUGUUCAUGCGUUGAUCGACUUCAAUGAACUUAACCCUAUAGCUCCUUUGCAGAUAUUAAUAGAGAGUCUCAACGUAAAAAAAUCUCUACCUACAGAUUUUCUUGCAAUAAUUCUACACAACAUCGCUUGCUACUUAGAUUGUCUGCCAUUAGAAGCUGGGCUUGGUCCAGGUGUGACGACAUGGAGCGGUCUAAUAACACAACUUGAAGCCCUUUUUCGACGCUUGGUUUUGUUACUGUCCACAAUAGAAAACAUUAAACCAAUAUUAAAAAUAAUGACUUGUGUUUUAAAAAUUCCUGGAGUACAACAAUCAAAAAGUUUAUUAGAUCUUUUUUCAAAAGUUCUCAGUUAUGCAAUACAAAAUUGUGUUAUAACGUAUUCAUUGUUACUUGAAUUGUGCUUAUUGUGCUAUCGCAACUUUACUAAGGAUCGUGAUAAACAUUAUUUGUCAAGAACGAUUGUAUUUGAGUUAAUACAAGCAAUUAAAUUUAAAACUACGCUACCAGAUACUAAUUUCAUACUACUCUUGCAAUUUGUACUUCAAGAUGCUGGUGGUUUAUUACUGUCAACGAUCAAAUAUAAAAAAACAUUUCAUAAUAUGACACCUGUAUAUCAUACAAAUGCUUCGGAUUUAUUAAAAAAUCAAAUUACGGAUAUCAUAGAUUUUUUAAUGGAUGUCCACACAUCAAGUAAAAUCAAGAGUUAUACAAUUGGUUUACAAUGUGGAUUUAAUGAAGACACACUUAGUGGAAUACUAAAAUGUGGCUUAGCUCAAUACUUAUCCUUAGAAAUAACAAAAGGAAAUAACAGAGAAAAUCGUGCUAUUACACGUCACUUACCUUGGCUAUAUGCGGCACCGUCGUUGGUACAGCAAGGGACCCGAGAAUACUUGGAAUGUGUCAAUCACGUAAGAUUAUUAUGUUGGAUCCUACUUGGCUCAUUAAGUCACUCACUCGGUGCUGUAAGAAGCAAUUUACUACAAGCACAUGGCUUACCAUUACUCGUAGCUCAACCGAUUCCUCAAGAGGCAUCCUGUCACAUUGCCGAUCAUGUACAAGUUAUUCUUUCCAGCUUUCCUGAUCAAUAUAAAAGUUCGAGCCUAAAUAUGGCAUCGCUUUUUCACGUAUUCAAUCUUUGUCAGUUGUGGACACUUUACUUGGAAGAAUAUUCAAAAAACAACAAUUACAAUACAGAACCUCAUAACAUAACUGUAAACAUUUUAUUGGAAUUUUGGGGAAAAAUAACACCAUAUGUACUUCAAUUAAUAUCACAUUCAAAAGUAUUUGCAGACAUAGUUAACCUGCACUUUUUAAGUCUACUUGAAUCACUUUUAGACUCUGGAUGCAUUAUAUUAAGUAAAUUGUUACCGAUAUGGAACUCUAUUAUAAUUUCCCAUCAUAUACAGAUACCAGCACACUUAAAUCUUCGUUUACAGCAUUUCAGGAGAUUGUCAUUAAAUAUAGAAACAGAUGAUUAUUCUUUCAACAAACAAGAAUCUGGUAUUUUUUUACUUCAAUGGCUUCGAAGAUUACAAUUUAAAAUGGGACAAAUUGAGUUACAAUCAUCGUCUACAACACAAUUUUAUGCAUUAUGAAAAAAGCUUCGCUUUUUUCUUGAAAAAGAAAAAAUAGUAGAAAAGUUAAUUUGCUUGACGCGUUUUUUAUUGUUUAUCUAAAAAGUGGCGAAGUAUUCUACAAUAUUAGUCUUAAAAUUUGAAGCUUGCAUUGAAUUUAAACGUAUGUAUAAUAUCUAUAUAGAAUAAUAAAUUUAAAAAAUUGCAUAAAAGA
Molecule: messenger RNA, 8497 nt
Organism: Nasonia vitripennis (jewel wasp)
Lineage: Eukaryota; Metazoa; Arthropoda; Insecta; Hymenoptera; Pteromalidae
Gene: unc79
Product: protein unc-79 homolog
Exons: 47
Coding region: 340-8304 (2654 amino acids)
Molecular function (GO): protein binding
Source: RefSeq, a predicted model, not a curated record